Molecule: messenger RNA, 1386 nt
Organism: Benincasa hispida (wax gourd)
Lineage: Eukaryota; Viridiplantae; Streptophyta; Magnoliopsida; Cucurbitales; Cucurbitaceae
Source: RefSeq, a predicted model, not a curated record
AUAGGUUCUCUAUAAAACAAUUUCCUUGGUCGUGACUAUGGUCAUGUAAGAGGAUUUGGGUUUGGUGUGACUCGUAUAAGACUAUCUCUCUUGUCUCAACAAGAUAACAAGUACAAGGUUCUUGAAAAAGAAUAUUUGAAGAUGAAGGAGGAAAUGAUAGAAAUGAAAGUAAUUAUGUCAUGUUUUAUAAAGAAACAGGUAAUCUUUUUUCUUUAAGUAACUUACAUUCAUUUAAAUUAUUAUAGGUUGAACCUAAGGCAACAAAUAUUCCUUCAACUUUUCUAAUAUCAUCUUCAUCGGUAAAUUUAUUUAUAAUGUGAUGAAAAUUAUUGUUGAUUUCAUUAUUAUCUUAUUCUAAUAUCUCUUCUUUUUUUUUCUUUUCUUUUUUUUUUUUUUUGAGAUAGAGUAUCAAUAAAAAUAGUCAAAUUAAGUGCAAGUUAUUAGAUUGGUAUGACUCAUAAGAGAUUGUUGUAGAAGGACAAUGGUCUUCUAAUGAUCCAGCUGCUCUUAUUCAUCACAUUCCUAUUGAUCCACAUGUAGUUAAAGUAUGAGUUGAUAUAUCAAAGAAACCCAACACAUAUUUGUGGAGGCCAACAUCUGAGAUGACAUGUAUUAAAAAAGCUUUAGGCAAUACAGUUGCAUGGUCAUCUGAUAAAGUGAUUAUUGGAUUACUUGUUUGUCGUACAGGAAAAACUCCUAUUGAGCCAAACUUAAAAUUGCAAGCUGCAAAGGAUACAGAGAUAAAAGACAAAAGAAAAUACCAGAGACUCAUGGGAAGACUUAUUUAUCUAUCCCAUACUCAUCUAGAUAUUGCUUUUGCUGUUAGAAUGGUGAGCCAGUUCAUGCAUGCCCCUGAGCCAAUCCACUCUGAAGCUGUCUACAAAAUUCUAAGAUAUUUGAAAGAGAUUCUAGGAAAUGGGAUACUAUUUAAGAAGAAUGGUCAUUUACACGUGGAAAUUUAUAUUGAUGUUGAUUGGGCAAGUAGUACCAUAGAUAGAAGAUUAACUUCUGGGUAUUGUUCCUUUAUUAGUGGCAAUGUUGUUACAUGGUAAAGCAAAAAACAAAGUGUGGUAACCAAGAGUAGUGUUGAAGUAGAGUUCAGGGCUUUAGCACAUGACAUUUGUGAGGGCAUAUAGAUAAAAAGAUUAUUGAAAAUUUUGAAUUUAUCUAGGUAUUGCCUAUACAGAUUUACUGUGACAAUAAGUCACUAUCUUUAUAGCACACAACCCAGUCUUACAUGAUAGGACAAAACAUAUAGAAGUUGAUAAACACUUUAUAAAGAAGAAGAUUGAUACUGGAGUGAUAUGUACUACCUAUCUCCCUACAACUGAGCAAAUUGUGAUGUACUGACAAAGGGGCUUCCAAAAUUACAAUUCGACAAAUUGA